Molecule: messenger RNA, 792 nt
Organism: Miscanthus lutarioriparius
Lineage: Eukaryota; Viridiplantae; Streptophyta; Magnoliopsida; Poales; Poaceae
Source: the annotation of a GenBank genome assembly
AUGGGUCUGGGAGAUCUUUUUGCAGAGAGGAUGAUUGUGGACAUGUCAGGCUUCAUGGUAGACAUGAUGUUGAGUCCCGGUACUUCCCAGCAGAAUGAUCCCGGUCGGAUGUGGAUGAUGACACCUACCCUUGACAAGGAUAUUGCCCAUGCAUUUGCUAAGGAAACAAGAAAAGGUAUCGGCGGUGUGGUCCAGGGAGAUUUCUAUGGGAUAUUUGUUGAUACGGUUUACAUACCUAGCACGAUGAUGUCCUGUAUGGUCCUGUUUGUGCGCUAUCUUGAUGGCAAGGGUGAUGUGGUGGAGAGGCUUCUCGGUGUUGUGCCAGACCCUGAUUUCGGUGGUUCAUCUCUCAAUGUGAUGGUGUAUUCGAUGCUUUCUGAAGCUGGAUUGAUUUUGUCGAAGCUGCGUGGUCAAGGCCAUGGCUUGUUUGGUUACGACGAUGAAAUUUUCACCACACUAAAGACAUUAAUCACUAACGAGAAUGGAUUGGAGUACUACGUUCAUCCUUAUCUCUGCCAGCUGCAUUCUUCUCUUGUACAUUCUUCCCAUGGUCAGUUUAAAGUUUAUGAGCUCUUCCAAACUGUCGAUGCACUGUCAAAUCUAGUCAAAGACUGUCCCCAGUUCACAGAAAAGGUUUGUUCGCUAAUACAAGAGAGAGGGUUCAACCUGGCCAGUGAUCUUAACAAACCUGGUGAAACAAGCUGGGGUUCAUAUUAUGAGGCACUCGUGAAAUUUGCUGCUUAUUUUGAUCCAAUUUGUGACGCACUUUACUUUGUGAGAGAGAAGAAGUGA